GGCGCGCGCCCGGCGGGCUGGAUGUCGGGGCUGCGGGCGUUGCUGGGGCUUGGGCUGCUGGUGGCGGGCUCGCGGCUGACGCGAGUCAGAAGGCAGGCGGGCGUCUGCAUUGCGGGCACCACCUGGUGGGAAGCGCGCCGUCUGAGCUUGAGUGGCCGCCGGGGCUCAGAGGUCAUGGCGAGCACGGCCGUCAAGUACCUGAGCCAGGAGGAGGCCCAGGCCGUGGAUCAGGAGCUAUUUAACGAAUACCAGUUCAGCGUGGACCAACUUAUGGAGCUGGCCGGGCUGAGCUGUGCCACAGCCAUUGCCAAGGCAUAUCCCCCUACCUCCCUGUCCAGGAGCCCUCCUACUGUCCUGGUCAUCUGUGGCCCUGGAAAUAACGGAGGGGACGGUUUAGUCUGUGCCCGACACCUCAAACUCUUUGGCUACCAACCAUGCAUCUACUACCCCAAAAGACCUAACAAACCACUCUUCACUGGGCUGGUGACUCAGUGUGAGAAAAUGGACAUCCCUUUCCUUGCUGAAAUGCCCCCGGAGCCUGGGAUGAUUGAUGAGCUGUAUGACCUGGUGGUGGAUGCCAUCUUUGGCUUCAGCUUCAAGGGUGAUGUUCGGGACCCAUUCCACAGCAUCCUCAAUGUCCUUAGUGGAAUCACCGUGCCCAUUGCCAGCAUUGACAUUCCCUCAGGAUGGGAUGUGGAGAAGGGAAACUCUGGAGGAAUCCAGCCAGACUUACUCAUCUCCCUGACAGCACCCAAAAAGUCUGCAUCUCAGUUUACUGGCCGAUAUCAUUACUUGGGGGGUCGUUUUGUUCCACCUGCUCUGGAGAAGAAGUACCAGCUAAACCUGCCACCCUACCCUGACACUGAGUGUGUCUAUCGUCUGCAGUGAUAAAGGAUGGGCAUUCAUUCCAAUAAAGACCUAGUGCCUUCAUUCCCAAAACUCUGGUGUCCCAGAAGCUCUUCUGGCCAUAAAGAUUAGUGAUGGGAGCCAAAGAACAACACUGGAAAGGUAACACUAUCUCUCUGCA
This is a messenger RNA of Dipodomys ordii (Ord's kangaroo rat), 1027 nucleotides long. RefSeq names its product apolipoprotein A-I binding protein (gene Naxe). Lineage: Eukaryota; Metazoa; Chordata; Mammalia; Rodentia; Heteromyidae. Bases 22 to 888 code for a protein of 288 amino acids. The transcript is spliced from 6 exons. The record is from RefSeq and is a predicted model, not a curated record. Gene Ontology annotation, cellular component: mitochondrion. Gene Ontology annotation, molecular function: NAD(P)HX epimerase activity.